UUGGCUCCUGCCGGGAGCGGUUAUAUUUUCUUGUUGCUACCUGAGAACAUUCUGCUUGCCAACACAGAACACUCUCAGGACACUGCGUCCUAGUUUCUCUGGCUCCAUGUAUUUGAUUUGAUCAAAUAGCCUACGCCUCCAGGUUCUCGGUUAAUGCCAGACAUAUUUGAUUGAGUAAACGUAGUAAAUGGCACUAAAUUACCUGCUCCUCUCCAGUAACGACAGAUUGAUAAGAUCACAACUGACAGGGUUGGGUAUUUCUGUCCGGACCUGGCGCAUGCGCUCUAAGCAGUGGGCGGAAGUCGGCGAACGGCUCGACUUGUCCCCUACUCCCUGCUGCUCCGGAUCUGCUCCUCUGUUCCUCCUUCACUAUUCCUGCACGGAGCUGUUCUGAACCUCCAGCCAGCGGUGCUCCAGAGACACAGCGGUGCUCUUCCUGCAGAACAUAUCCGGGAUAUAUGUCCGCCUUGUGAUUGACAGGAAGGACGCCUGGACACCAGUGCGUCUCCUAGUCCUCCUGCCUGGCCCCUGAUCAUAGGCCAGCACACUUUCAGGUUGUGUGUGAGAUAAUUGUGCCAGAGCAUCAUGUGGGGUAAAGCCUUGCUGGUGGCCCUGCUGGCGCUGGGGGUGGGCGUCCUCUACCAGACGCAGCCUGACCUGCCCGCUCAGGUCCUACGCUACAUAACGGAGGGAGGCGCCCGCGGGCCGAGCGCAGAGCAGGCCAUCUCCUCCGCCUGGGAGACGCUGAUCACCCUGCCCUCCAGGCAGUGGCGGAAGGUGGCUGUAGGUGUGAACGCCUGCGUGGAUGUGGUGGUCUCCGGGGUGGGUCUCCUCCAGGCCUCGGCGCUGGACCCCGGGCCCGGCCUGGACCAUGAGGUGCUCCACACCUCGGAGGACCUGAAGGAGACCUUCAUCCACUACAUGGAGAGGGGGGCGGCGGCAGAGCGCUUCUUCAGCGACCAGGAGGCCUUCCAGAGGAUCGCCAGAGCCGCCGCAGAGUACCCCGGGGCUAAGCUGUAUGUAGGGGGAAACGCGGCCCUCAUUGGUCAGAAGCUCGCCAGCUACUCUGAUAUCACGGUAUUACUGUGUGGCCCGGUGGGCCCAAAGCUUCAUGAGAUGCUGGACGAGCAGAUUGUUGUCCCCCCAGAAUCACUGCAGGAGAGCGAUGAGUACCACCUCAUCUUGGAGUACCAAGAAGGCGAACAGUGGGCUUCCACCAGAGCUCCUCAGGCGAACCGCUUCAUCUUCUCCCACGACGUGUCCAACGGAGAGAUGAGUUCGCUGGAGACGUUUGUGGCCAGCCUGGACGACUUCCAGCCCGACCUGGUGGUGCUGUCUGGCCUCCACAUGAUGGAGGGCAUGGGUCGGAUGAUCUGGGAGGACAGGCUCAAAGAGGCAGUGGCGGCAAUAUCUGAGAUCCGCAAAGAUGUUCCUGUCCACCUUGAGCUGGCCAGCAUGACCGACAUGGACUACAUGAACAGCAUCAUGCAAGAGCAGGUGAUGCCCAUCGUCAGCUCCAUGGGGCUCAACGAGCAGGAGCUGCUGUUCCUGUCCCGGGCCGGGGAGGGGCCCCACGCGGAGCUGCCCUCCUGGAAGGGGGUGCCGGAUGUGGGGCGCGUCAGCGACAUCCUCCUCUGGAUCCUGCAGGAGCACGGCCGCAGCGAGCCGUCCUCCGAGGCCGAGCUGACCCGCAUCCACUUCCACACGCUGGCCUACCACAUCCUGGUCACGGUGGACGGCUACUGGGGGAACCAGGCGGCGGCGGUGAUGGCGGGGGCACGGGUGGCCAGCACCCAGGCCUGCGGCGUCCAGACGGUCGAAGUGGGCGCGGUGGAGCUCAAGGCGCCCGUGGAGUUUCACAGCUCGCACAGUGAACCCCGGGUCAGGUUGACCCUGGACCCGACGGACCCCGUCACGGUGUGGGGCCGCGGCAACGUGACCUUUCACCUCUCGCCGGUGCUGGUGUGCAAGCAGCCGCUGAGGACAGUGGGGCUUGGAGAUGCCAUCUCGGCCGAGGGGCUGGUGUACUCGGAGCUGAAGCCCCAGCAGAUGUUCUGAGGACCCAAACCCUCCCUGUCCUCUCCUGGGUCUAGGCCACUCCCUUCUCCUCCUCCGUGGUUCCAUAUGCACAGUAAGCUGUCGGUUCUUCGGUUGUAGCCGUGGUUCAGGUUCUAUACAGACCUGUAUUGCCAAGGUUUUCAGUAAUUGGUGACCCUUUAGUUAGUAGAAUGUGUGGGUGACUUAAAAUCCUGCCUCUUAACACCUUCAGCCUUCCUUCCAUAAGCGUUCUCUCUUCCAUGCUCUUCAGUCCCCCUCCAAAACAGCGAGCAUGGAGCAGAACGUGUCUCAACUCCGUCUGAACAGGAUGGCAACAAGCUAUGCAGCGCCGGUGACGAUUUAAAGCCAUCUCCGAGGAGUCUGGUUGGCUCAAGUGGCAUGGCAUACCUUUUUAAACAUGCAGUCAGUGCCUUUAGAGGAAGGGUUUAGAGUUUUGUCAACAGUGCGAAGAGCUAAACCUCUCACAAAUCAAAAGGGUGUUUUAUGAAACACUAAUCAACUGGAUAUUACAAUGCGUCACUCGUAAGGUUCAAGGAUACUUCCUUGUCUCAUGUCUAUACUUGUUUCAGUACACUUCAUUAAUAGAGAACAUUAUGGUCCCUUGUUCUGCCUAAGAUCCUCUGAUAAAAAAACUGGACCAUUAGGAAUCAGGACAUGUUUCCACUUUCACAUAUGCUUCAUUGAGGUUGUUUUAGACCGUUAUAGUUUGGUCACAUGCCAUUAUACUAAAAUGUUGCUUGCUCUAUAAAGAUGUUCAUUAGCCAGUAAAUCAAAGAAUCAAAAUAUAUUUGUUCUAAAGUAAGAGACUCGCUCUGUGUGGAUUCAUUAUGAUUAAAAGGUUGUUUCUAAGGGGAGAGGGGCAGCACGGCCUAGAGUAAAUCUGAUGCCAGCAAAGCAAACUAAAGGUUCAACGUUUUAACUGUUGCACAUCCUACUUCACCUGUAUUUGGCUUUUCAUAAAGCCCUGACAAGUAAAACGUAUGGAUAAUACAGUGGCAUGUAGUGAUGGCAGCAGUCUUGGAAUUUAUGCAAGAAAUGGCUAUGAAUAUGUAAUUAGCUUUUUCUGGAUCUAUUUGACGUAAGUCAGAUACUUCCUACGUCAAAGGUUUCUCAUUAAAAGAAUGUAUUUGUAUACCUCAAAUGGCCAACGAUGGCAUGCAAUAAGAGUCUUAAUGCCGUGGGGAGAGGAGCCUUGUAUCCAGCAGAGUGGGUCUCUUGAAGGAGAACCUCUGCUCCGUAUGGGGACGCGGCUCAUCGGUACUGAGCCAUCACUGACAACAGCCCUGUCUUAGCAAGUACAGUCUAUUUUAAGUUUACAGUCUGUUUAUCUUGUGUCUUAACUUGUAUGGACUUUCAGGGCAAGUUGCCUUGUGAUUUGUGAUGAAAAUAAUGUAAAUAAUAAAACCGAUGUCUUUAUUAUGGUGUCUUAUUUGAUCUCAAUUGGAAAUACUUGAGAUUGUGAGCAGCAUUGAUGCAGCAAAGAUGAUCUGCAAAUACAUAUUUGUUAAGAAGUAUGUUAAAGCUAGGGUAGCCAUUUAUGGUCCAAUUGGUAAAAUCAUCUUUACAUCCCGACAGCAACCAACCAAUUAAAUGCUCUAACAAAUAAUAAAAACGAACCUUUGGCUGCCUGUUUUACUCCCAUCCAAUGAUUGAAUUAUGUUUGGAUGGUCUACCUGUCUGUACCUACCCAGCUACCUGUCUGUCUACCCGGCUACUUGCAUGUGAUCUGCCCAUGUGAUCAAAUGGCCAAGGCAGAGGAGUAAGAAGGCUGUCUUGAAGAGCUCCUGAAUUCUCUUCCACGUCGAGGGUACGAGGAAACAUCUUCAAGGACUAUUGCUUGCUGGCCCAAUGAAGGAAUAACCACCCUCAGGCAGUCCCAUAGUUAGUAAAAGGAAAAAUAAUGGAACCAUCCGAUUGUUCUUUUGAUUCAGGGGUCACCAGCACAGUGCCCCGGGGCGCCCGCAAGGACCAUAUGAGGCACCCACAGGCCUGUUCUAAACAUAGCACAACUCAUUCUUGAACAACUCUUUCCCACCUUUUUUAAGUCAUUGUUGAUAAUUAUUAUGAGAAAUCAUUAACAUGAUCAGUGUCUUCACAUAGAUGAGUAUCAUUAAUA
Molecule: messenger RNA, 4174 nt
Organism: Gadus chalcogrammus (walleye pollock)
Lineage: Eukaryota; Metazoa; Chordata; Actinopteri; Gadiformes; Gadidae
Gene: adpgk
Product: ADP-dependent glucokinase
Exons: 8
Coding region: 586-2058 (490 amino acids)
Biological process (GO): glucose metabolic process
Cellular component (GO): endoplasmic reticulum
Molecular function (GO): ADP-specific glucokinase activity
Source: RefSeq, a predicted model, not a curated record